AUGGAGGGGGACGCGCCUCCUGAGUCGCCCUGUUCGCCUGUCGGCGCUCAUCUUCCUCCCCAAUCCUCAGAGUUUCCGUCGCCGUCUUGCGCGGCGUCGGCUCCUUCGCCUGCCUCAUGUUCGCCCUCUCUCGCUCCCUGCUCUUCUUCCUCUGCAGCUGCAUCUGCUUCCUGUGUGGCGCCCUCGGGGGUGUGCUCGCCUGCGGCAGUCUCCGGGAAGAGCUGGCUACAAGGAGCCGAUGCCUACCUGCUGGUCGAUGAGGAGCGACACCGGAAGCAGCGCGAGCUGAACCAAGUGUUCAAGGAGAAGCAGAAGGAGUCUCAGGCCACUCCCGCUGACGCAGACGCCGGCGAGCUGUCUUCCUCCGCAGCAGAGAAUCCGAGUCAGCAGGGCGACGAGCGCCACGAGCGGGACGGAGCGCGUGAGGGAAACGCGGCUGCCGCGGCGGUGCCAGCGACUGCAGCCGCGCGAGGUGCGUCGCAGAAAGAAGAGUUCCUGGCGUUUGAAAAGGAGAAGAGAGCGACGCAGAGCGCGACGCGGAACGCCUCCAAUGCGCAGGCAGACCGUGAGGAGGUCGCCGCUUCCCUCGCGCCGUGGUUUCGAGUGCCUGCUGCGUGCCUCAGCGAGACAACAACCACGGCAGGACGCAACUGGAGAGGCGACGAGCGAGACAGAGGAGACCGGCACCGAUCACGAAGAGACAGAGGCCAUGCGCGCCUCCCGACGCCGCCCUCCUUCCACGUGUCUCUGCACAAGGAGAUCUGCGACUUGCUCAAAUACAUCCAACCCACCGCGGUCGAGGAAUACAAGAUGCUCAAGGCCGUCGCUCGCCUCCGGUUCGCGGCCUCGCUCUGCUUCCCUGGCUGUUCAUGCCGGUGUUUCGGGAGUUUCGCGACGAACUUGGGGCUGCCGGGAGCAGAUGUAGACGUGUGCCUAGUUCUGCCGGCGGCCUCGCCCUUCCAGACGCCUCCACAGGCCGCGCCACACGCCGCUGCGCAGGCUGGGGCUCGGGUCGACGCGAAGCGCCCGCGCGACGACGCUAAGACGGCGUUCCUCGCGACGCUUUCCGCGGAGGCCGCGCGCCGCCACAGCGAGAGUGUCGCGCAGCUGACGCUGCUCGCCACCACGUUGCAGAGUCUCGACGUCGCGCAGGCCCUCGAGCUCGUCGCGACCGCCAGAGUCCCCAUUGUGAAGUACAUCGACGCCGAAACCGGGGUCCCCGUCGACGUCACCGUCAAUCAGAUCAGCAGCCUGGAGACUACCGCCUUCGUUCGGCAAAUGCUUCUCAAGUUUCCCCUCCUGCGGCCCCUUCUCCUUCUCGUCAAACUGCUUCUCAAAAUGCGUAAUCUUUCUGAGACGUACCGAGGCGGGGCCGGCAGCUACUUGCUGUUCACGAUGGCGGUCCUGUUCCUCAAGACGUGGCCUGCGGCCCACGACCCCACCCUCCAGCGCGACCUUCUCCUGUCGCACCUUCUUCUCGACUUCCUCUUCUUCUGGAGUCGCCACUGGAACUACAAAGACUGGGGCGGAUGCGUGCGAGGCCUCGGUCACACCUUCCUGAAAAACAUCCGCCCCGACCUCUGGGGCGACAGGCGCGAGCUCCUCUGCAUGGAGAGCCCGACGACUCCAGACGUAGAUCUCGGGAAAAACGCCUUCAACAUCGCCAGUGUUCGAGCCGCCUUCCACCAAGCCUUUGCGGACUUGAUGGCGGUCGAGGUUGAAUGGAACCAAGCGGAGGCGCGAUGGAUUGAGGAAGCGGAAGAAGCCGCGGCGCGGAACCUGCCGAUAAGCCCGUUUCCGCGGCGUUUCUCGGAGAGCCUGCUGGCGCAUCUCUACGACACUUCGCACCCGAUUUUCGCCUUGCGAGAGCCGCGGCGGACCCUGGAGCGUGCCCCCGGCAUGUCGUGCCUCGUGCGGCGAGGCGGCGUCGGCCGCCAGGGGGGAGAGGAGACAGAGGAUGAGGCGCUUGCGGGACUCCUCGGUCUGGGCGUGGAGCCCGCAGGGGUGAAGAGCGAGAGCGCUGACGCGAACGCCGCGGCGUGGAUGGAGCCUGAGAUCCCGCCGGAGCUGCUGGAGGAGGUCGCGGUGGAGUUCUUGGCGGCCUCCGCAUCGUGGAGCGGAAAAAAGGCGAAAAUCGGGGGAAAAAAACGAAAAAAUCGCCCGCAAGACGCGCGAGGAGAAGCACGCGACUCCGCUGCGGAGGAGGCGGAAGGCGCUGAAGAAGGACAGGACGAACGCCUCGAGGGCGACAACGCUCAAGCGAACGAGGCGCCGCCGGCGGCAGCAGAGGGAGGAAGUGAGGCCGAAGACAAGGCGGAGAACGUCUUGAGCACGAAAGACAGCGAUUCCGCCUCCGACAACGAGAUGGAAGACAUUUUCACUUCUUUUGGUUGGUCUGCAGCGGAGCGCCAACUUGCGAAAAAGAAAUCAGAGGCAUCAUACGCCUCCUUCCUCACGCGGCUCGCCUCCCUCGCCCCUGCCUGA
Messenger RNA from Besnoitia besnoiti, 2484 nucleotides. Its product is annotated as polynucleotide adenylyltransferase. Gene Ontology annotation, cellular component: nucleolus; TRAMP complex. Lineage: Eukaryota; Apicomplexa; Conoidasida; Eucoccidiorida; Sarcocystidae. Gene Ontology annotation, molecular function: poly(A) RNA polymerase activity; mRNA binding. The record is from RefSeq and is a predicted model, not a curated record. Bases 1 to 2484 code for a protein of 827 amino acids. Gene Ontology annotation, biological process: RNA 3'-end processing. The transcript has 10 exons.